Messenger RNA from Penicillium maclennaniae, 2223 nucleotides. RefSeq names its product sorting nexin Mvp1 (gene mvp1). Gene Ontology annotation, biological process: protein targeting to vacuole; retrograde transport, endosome to Golgi. Gene Ontology annotation, cellular component: endosome. Bases 1 to 2223 code for a protein of 740 amino acids. NCBI's taxonomy places the organism in Eukaryota, Fungi, Ascomycota, Eurotiomycetes, Eurotiales, Aspergillaceae. Gene Ontology annotation, molecular function: phosphatidylinositol-3-phosphate binding. The record is from RefSeq and is a predicted model, not a curated record. The transcript is spliced from 5 exons.
AUGUCUCUGUUUGGAACCUCGCCAGAGGAACCUUCUGCGGCACCGGCCCAGAGGUCUAAAUCCUCGCUCUUCGCAGACGAAUCCGCCGGCGGCUCCUCCCUCUUCGCGGAUGACGACGGUGAUGAUAGCUCCUCCACUCCCUGGAGUCAGAACAAUACGUUCAAGCGAACUGCUCGCCGCGAUCUGGUCCGCACUCUGCUUCCCGUUACCGAUGUCCCCGAGAGCUAUGUCGACGCCUACGAUCUGAUACUCAAUAGUGGGGACAGGGUCGGUUCCGGAAUCGGCCUGACUUCGAUUAGGGAGAUUCUGUCGAGCAGUGGCCUGACAGCGUCGGAUCAGGGCAAGAUCCUCAAUCUGGUCGUGACUGGCGAUCAAGAAGAUUCUGGAGGGCUGGGUCGUGCCGAGUUCAAUGUCUUGCUGGCGCUGAUCGGGCUGGCGCAAGAGGGGGAAGACCUGUCGUUUGAUGCCGUCGAUGACCGUCGCAAGAAGCUUCCUCAGCCUAAUAGCAGCUUCCUCAACCGGCUACGAACAUCCAAUAACACGCCCUCUGAUCCCACAGAGGGACGACCAAAUACACCCCCGCCCCAAGUGUCACCAUUACAAGAGCCAAACUCAGCGCGAUCGCGGCGCUCUCGACGGGGAUCUUUGGGCCUGGGCGGCGGCUUGGAAUCAGACCCAUGGGCGAGCCCAGAAUUGCACCGCAAUCACAACCACGAAGCAAUCACCACCGAAGAGCGCGUCAGGGAUGGCUUCGAACGCGUCGUAAAUGGCUUUGGAAGUAUGCGCUCUACAACAAAUGCAUGGUCCGGAGGGUCUGGUGCUAGAGUGAUGGAAGAGGCCAGACAGAGCGAAGAACCACAACGUCAGCAGCAUACAAAUGGUCGGACCGAGGCAGCGCCGCCCAGCAGCUCCGGCUCUGGAUGGGGGAGCAACAUUGGUGGGCCGCCUAGAGAUGAUACAUUUGGUGUUGGACAGCCCCCAGCCCUCGGUGGUUUCGGACCUCCUGGUGACGAUCCUAGUGAGAUCGGCCCCCGGCGUCGGUCUUUCGGUCUCUCACGGCCUACGAAUCUUCAGGUUGAAGAAACCGUCUCUAUCACCCUCCUCCAGGAGAAGGAGGGCAUGUUCAUGUUCCAACAUCGAAACUACGAGGUCAAGGCGCCACGACGAGGGAGCACAGUCGUGCGGCGGUACAGCGACUUCGUCUGGCUCCUGGACUGUCUUCAGAAGCGAUUCCCCUUCCGACAGUUGCCCCUCCUCCCGCCCAAGCGCGUGUCAGUGAAUGGUACUCAUUUAUCAGCGGAUUCGACUACUUUUCUGGAAAAGCGGCGCCGUGGACUUAUUAGGUUUACCAAUUCUCUCGUUCGACACCCCGUACUUGGCCAGGAACAGCUGGUGAUUAUGUUCUUAACUGUUCCCACUGAACUGUCUGUGUGGCGCAAGCAGGCCACCAUCUCCGUGCAGGACGAGUUUGUUGGCCGUGCUCUCCCACCUGAUCUGGAGGACUCUUUCCCCGCUACUCUCGAUGAGACCUUUGAAACUGUCCGCAGCGGCGUUCAACGAUCUGCAGAAAUUUAUAUCAACCUGUGCACUCUACUCGAGCGACUAGCCAAGCGCAAUGACGGUCUAGCGGCUGAUCAUUUGCGAUUCUCCCUGGCUCUGCAAUCGUUGACCGAGGUCACCAAGGAUACAUAUUCGAUCGACACCAAUGAUAUCCCCGCACUGAACACUGGAAUCACCGCGACUGCCCGGCACCUCUCGGCCAGCCAAAGUUUGCUAGAAGACGAGGCUCGAGCCUGGUCGGACGGUGUCCUCGAGGAUCUGAAGCGCCAGCGAGACGUCCUGGUCAGUGUACGGGAGAUGUUCGAUCGGAAGGACCGAUACGCGCGAAACAAUAUCCCGCAGCUCGAACGCCGCAUUGAAGCCAGCGAACGCAAGCUGAAGGAACUUCGUGCCCGACCAGCCGGAUCUGGCAAGCCAGGCGAGAUUGAAAAGGUGGAGGACUCUAUAUUCAAGGAUAAAGAGUCAAUCGUGCAGCAACAUGCGCGAGGCGUGUUCAUCAAGGAGUGCAUCCGCGACGAGCUCAUUCACUUCCAGUCGAGCCAGUACCACAUCAGCCGUCUGCACCAGGACUGGAGCCAGGAGCGAGUCAAAUAUGCCGAAUUGCAGGCAGACAAUUGGCGACAAUUGAGUGAUGAAGUAGAGGGGAUGCCGACGGGAGAGUAA